GAUGUAGAUUUCAUUUUGCCAGUUAUGAAACCAGCCAAACGUCUUUGUUUACCCAUUCCGCCAUCGAUUAAAAAUGUCUAUACAUUGCUGGUAUAUUUUAAGCAGAAUCUAUCUCAUUAUCUUAAAGUUUUUAGCGGCUCAGAGGUUACUAGUGCAAUCGAACGUCAUCAUAAUACGAUUUAUGGUGUUUCAUGCAACAAAAUUUCUAAUAUUGAUGAUGGAAGGAAAUCUCCAAUUUCAUCUUAUGAUAUUCAACUUCACGAAUUUUCAUUUUACUACAACAACAAUACUCAACCUCGGUCCGCCAAUCCUACUUUUGAGUCAUCAGUUGGUCAAGGAAUUGCAGGAAUUUGUAUAACCUUAAUAAAUCGGGAUGGCAGGCCUGUAUUUGAGUUGCCUAUGUCUGAUAAAUAUGUUAUGAAUGACACGGACAUGGCGGCUAUAUUGGAUUAUAUUUCAGAGGAAGAAGUUAUUAUCACCUCAGAGGAAGAUGUUAUUAUCACCUCAGAUUUGAAAAAAGAUGAAAGUACUAACUAUGAAUACAGUUUGCAUAUCGACCUAUGGAAUCAAGGUCAACUUAAUUAUAAGAAACUAUUCGAACGAAUCAGAACAAGUUUUAAACAAUGCCUAUGCGAUUAUUUCAUAGAAAUUUCAAUUACUCAAGGGUUAGGCCGCAUUUUAGAUCAAGUUGAAUACAAUAUUCCGCAAUCUUCUGAAAAUUAUUAUACUUUGGAUCGAGAAUGUUCUCCGCAAUACAUUGAUACACAUGUCCAAAAAGUAUUUAUAGAGCCUUGUAUGGCACUUUUAAAAAAAUCAGUCAAUUUAGAAAAUCCAGCGUUACAUUCAUUACAAGUACGACUUGAUAUGCCGUCAUGGAUGAUGGAUGAUUUCUUAGCAGAAGUUCGCGAGCUUUUAUCGGAUAUUCAUGUUGUAUUUACUCCUGUUAUUUUACGAGCCAUCCCAUCUCCCACGCCUUCUAUCAUUAAUAAUGAUAAUAUUUAUGAAAUAUAUCGUCCAAAUCAUUCAGUAUCAGCAACAGAACAAGCUAUGACAGUUAGGCCUCAAUAUUUACUAAUUGCUGGUCUUAAAGAGUUAAAUAAAAAAUAUGGUGUAUAUAGAUCGUCUCAAGAAGAUCGUCGAAGCAGUUUAGGGAGUGAUAGUACACAUUCACGUAGAAGUUCUGUUGAAGAUCUCUCAAAUGAAAAGUCUAAUAUGCCUCACUCACGAAAAAGUUCUUUAAUGACGCAACAAACUCGUCUCCUCGAUAUAAUGAUGUACACCAUACCACAUUAUGAUGUCCAAUCAAACCCACAGGCUCUCAUUUUAUACCGUUCUUGUUUCUUAGCCAUGUCAAUUGACGGCUUCGAUUUGACGAUUUAUACUUAUAAUUGGCACAAACAUUAUACAGAUCUGGUAUUUUCUGCGAUGAAAAAGAUUUCAGACUGGCAUAAUCAACGUAUUGGACUUUUAAAUAGCAUACUUUAUCAAAAAAUGGGCUUAUUUUAUCAUGGUUGUAUAUCGCUUAAACCCUCA
Messenger RNA from Racocetra persica, 1533 nucleotides. The record is from the annotation of a GenBank genome assembly. Lineage: Eukaryota; Fungi; Glomeromycota; Glomeromycetes; Diversisporales; Gigasporaceae.